Diutina rugosa is the source of this 987-nucleotide messenger RNA. It is a transcript of the gene GVP36, whose product is annotated as Gvp36p. The record is from RefSeq and is a predicted model, not a curated record. The coding region runs from base 1 to 987 and encodes 328 amino acids. The transcript has a single exon. Lineage: Eukaryota; Fungi; Ascomycota; Pichiomycetes; Serinales; Debaryomycetaceae.
AUGGCGUUUAACUUUGCCAACUUGACCAAGGACUUGAAGCUGUUGAGCGACCGUGUCAGCAGCGAGUUCAGCUCGGAGGUGUUGCCGUUUGCCCAGCGCCAGGCCCGUAUCGUCCAGGAGCGCUUGGGUAAAGUGCCCGAGGACGAGAUCUCGCAAUUGCCCCUGGAAUACACCGACUUGGCCGCCAAGUGCAACAACAUCGAGCAGCUCUACAAGAACUUGUUGAAGGUGACCUCGGUCUACAGCAACGAGUCCUACGACUACCCGGGUAACCUCCAAGAAAGCCUUGGGGAAAUGGGCCGCGACUGGGGGAGCCGGGUGCUGAACUUGAGCAAAGCCACUACCCCUCAGGAAGCUCAACAGGCGUUGGUUAACCCCGGAACGGGUGACUUCCGACCGCCCAAGACGUUGUACCACGCGUUGCUGAGAGCUUCUAACCCUGACCAAUUGGCGACUCCUCAACAAGAGUUCUCGACGUUACCGCAAAACCCUGAAGACCCCUUGGUUAAAGGGUUAACGAUCUACUCGGAAGGCAUGAACAAGAUCGGCAACGCUCGUUUGGGCCAAGACCAGCUCAUUUGCACCAAGUUCAACGAGCCUCUUACCACCACCUUGCGCCAGCUUAUCUCGCAGCUGAACAACAUCCAGAAGAAAGUGGAGCAGAAGCGUAUCGACUACGACCUUGCCCGGCUAAAUUUGGCCUCGUGCACCGUGGCCACUAAGGAGCCUCAAUUGCGGGUGGUGAUGGAGAAUGCCGAAGACGAGUUUGCUAAUACCGUCGAGGACGCCAUCAACAUCAUGAACAACGUGUUGGCCAACGCCAAACCCCUCGAAGAGUUCCUCGAGUUGAUUAAAGCCCAAUUAGCUUACCACAAGUUGGCACUGGAACUUUUGGGGACGAUGACCACUCAGUUCGAGCAAUUGGUCGAGGAGAACCACGACCAGGACGUCACGGCGCCGUCGGACUCCGGCGACUUUGAUAUUUAG